AUGGGUCGAAAGAAGAAAACCAAAAUAUGUGACAAAGUGUCACAUGGGGAAGCAGAUAGGAUAAGCCAAUUACCGGAACAUUUGAUAUGUGAAAUACUUUAUCAUCUUCCUACCAAGGAUGCUGUUAGAACCAGUGUUUUGUCUACCCAAUGGAGAUAUCUUUGGCUGUCGGUUCCUGGAUUAGACUUAGAGCCAUUCUCAAGUUCCAAUAUCCCUUAUAGUCUUGUUGAGAGGUUUUUUGAUUUCCACAGGGAGUCGUGUAUACGCAAAUUCCGGGUCAAUUUCGUUCGUAAUAUUGGCAUGGAUUAUUGUCCCACCCAAUGGAUUGAUGUUGUGAUUAAGAGUAGGAUUCAGCAUCUUGAUGUUUGUUGUUUGCAGUUUAUUGAUCAGAUACCCUCGAGCAUAUAUACUUGUGAGACACUAGUACACUUACGACUCUAUUGGGCUUUCUUGCCAAAUGCCGAGUUUGUUUGCUUACCUUGCCAAUGAGGCCACGUUGGAGAAACUUAUCUCAGGCUCUCUAGCUCUGGAGGAUUUAACCAUCAUCAAAACGUCAAGGGAGAGUAUAGAUAAGGUACAAGUGCGCUCUCAUACACUAAAGAGAAUCCAUAUCGAUUGCUCCACGCAAGUUGUGAUUGAUGCACCUCUACUCCAGUGUCUGAAGACUAAGGUUUACUUGACAAAGAACUUUGAGAUCCUCAAUUCUGGUUUCUCUGGUAAACUAGAUAUUGAUUCCGUAAAGGAAUAUAGAGAAAGCAUGAUUUGCAAUAUCCUCACCGAUGUCACCGAUACUUGGAGGG
Messenger RNA from Camelina sativa (false flax), 800 nucleotides. The record is from RefSeq and is a predicted model, not a curated record. Lineage: Eukaryota; Viridiplantae; Streptophyta; Magnoliopsida; Brassicales; Brassicaceae.